Molecule: messenger RNA, 5257 nt
Organism: Aphidius gifuensis
Lineage: Eukaryota; Metazoa; Arthropoda; Insecta; Hymenoptera; Braconidae
Gene: Galphaq
Product: guanine nucleotide-binding protein G(q) subunit alpha
Exons: 10
Coding region: 1792-2982 (396 amino acids)
Biological process (GO): adenylate cyclase-modulating G protein-coupled receptor signaling pathway; phospholipase C-activating dopamine receptor signaling pathway
Cellular component (GO): heterotrimeric G-protein complex
Molecular function (GO): G protein-coupled receptor binding; G-protein beta/gamma-subunit complex binding; GTPase activity
Source: RefSeq, a predicted model, not a curated record
CAACAUGAUAUCACACACACACACACAUUGAUUGAUUAAUUGGUUUGUCUAGAUAGAAAAAAAAAAACGAGUGAUUGAAUGAGAGAGAGUGAGAGAGAGUAAAAGAGAAACAAGUGAACCGCGUGAUUAAAUUGAAACAGUGUGGGGAUUUAUUUCAUUGAGAGAAUGAAAAUAAAAAAAUAAUAAUAUAGGUAUAUAUUGAGCAGUUAAUCCAACAGUUAAGUUAACAAUAACAACAACAACAACAACAACAACAAUUUAUAAUAAUCAAAAUAUUUUUUAUAGUUUUAAAAAGAGCAAAAAAGAUAAAAAAAAUAGACACACUUGUCAUUCAAAUGGAUUAUUAAAUAUCAAAAAAAAAAAAAAAAAAAAUGGAAUCAGCAGUUUUAUAAUUAUCAUCAUUAUCAUCAUCAUCCGGGAUUUUAAUUAUCAUAAGACAAUCCAGUUGCUGUCAUAAUAAAACAACAGCAAAAAAUGAAAUAAAAUGAAGCAUAACUCCAGUGAAUUUUCAAGUUUUAAAUAAUAAUAAUAGUAAUUUAUAAUAUUGUAGGUAUUAUAAUUACAUUGUUUAAAACAAAAUAAUAUAAAUAAAAAAAAAAAGGUGUGUAAAGUUAAGUAGAGUGCGCGCGCGAGGAUGUACGUGACACUAAACGAUGAGAAAACGAGACGUCAACGCCACUUUGUGAUUUGUGUUAUUCUCUUAUAACAACAAAGUUUGACGUUUUGUUAUUUUUUUUUUGUUGUUUUUUUUUUUUUUUAUUUUGUUGAUAUAAGUAAAUAAUAUUGUGUCAAAAAAAAAAAAAAAAAAAACAAUUUGACAAAUAAUAAUUUUCAUCAGUUCAAGUUGAAGAGAUCAUCCAUACUUAAAAGUGCAAUCAAAAUAUUAAAUUAAAAAUAAAUUGAUUAAAUCAAAGUUUUAUUUUUAUUAAUGACAAAAGAUAGAUUAAUCAAUUAAUUAAUUAAUUAGAUAGUUAGAUAGAUAAAUAUUUGAUUGUUGUGGUUAGUUUUGCUGAUACUACAUAUUUGGCUGUUACAUUCUCCGUGUCUCCUCCCCUUGGUCCGGAUCAACAAAAAAAAAAAAUCAUCAUCAAAUGGAAUAUAUUGGCUCUGAUGUUUUAUAUCAUUGAAAAUAUUAAUCGUGUUAAGUUUUCUAUAUACACGUGCGCACCACCACGACGACGACGACGACAAACAACAACGACUACGACGAAGACGACAACUACGACGACUCCUGUCGGGCUUCAACAAUCUGGUUUGUUUAACAAGAUUUUGGGGGUUUGGUAGUCGCCUGAUGGACUGGUGGUCACUCUCGAGCACUCUCGAGUUUAUUUAACAUAAAAAGCCGGCGCGCCAACACAUUGGCUGCAUGAUAAUACCAGUGAUUCAAAGAGCCUGGUAUUUAGAUGCAUCACUGUAAAUAACAGUUGGAUAAUUGGAUUCAACAAUCAUCAUCAGUGAAAAAAAUUAUAUUAUUGUGAAGUUGAGAGUGAAAAUAAUCAUUGGUGUUUAAGUGAAAAUAUCAAAUAAAUAAUAAUAAUAAUAACAACAAGUGGCUUUAUAUUUUAUUUAAAAAUAAAAAAACAGUGUUAUUUAUAAAAAAAAUAAAAUAAAAUAAAAUAAAAUCACCGUGGCAUCAUCAAGAUAAUAAAAAAUAAAACGAGGCAGUGAGAAGGCAAUAGCCGCCUCCUGCCCUCCAUACUAUUUAACAUUGAAAAAUAAAAAAUAAACGAAAAAAAGUAAUUAUUUAUUAAAUAAAAUAAUAUCCUCACGAGGAUUCUGUAAGUCUAAAUCAUGGCGUGCUGUUUAUCGGAAGAGGCCAAGGAACAGAAGAGAAUUAAUCAGGAGAUUGAACGACAACUUCGAAGGGACAAACGAGAUGCCAGGAGGGAACUUAAACUUUUACUUCUUGGUACUGGUGAAUCUGGUAAAUCAACAUUUAUCAAACAGAUGAGAAUUAUCCAUGGUUCUGGAUAUUCAGAUGAGGACAAAAGAGGUUUUAUAAAACUUGUUUAUCAAAAUAUAUUUAUGGCAAUGCAAUCGAUGAUACGGGCGAUGGAAUUACUCAAAAUUCAGUAUGGCGAAUCAUCAAACAUAGAAAAAGCUGAAUUAGUAAGAAGUAUAGAUUUUGAAACUGUGACAACAUUUGAAAGUCCAUAUGUAGAAGCUAUCAAAGAUUUGUGGGCAGAUGCUGGUAUUCAAGAGUGCUAUGAUCGACGACGAGAAUAUCAGCUAACAGAUUCAGCCAAAUAUUAUCUUAUGGAAAUUGAUCGAGUAGCAGCACCAAACUACCUCCCAACAGAACAAGACAUUCUUCGUGUGAGAGUGCCUACAACUGGUAUUAUUGAAUAUCCAUUUGAUUUGGAAGAAAUAAGGUUUAGUUAUCUUAGCGACUUAGAACGUAUAGAAAAAUCAGAUUAUCUUCCAACUGAACAAGACAUUCUUCGUGCUCGAGCCCCUACAACUGGGAUUAUUGAGUAUCCAUUUGAUUUGGACUCCAUCAUAUUUAGGAUGGUAGAUGUUGGUGGCCAAAGAUCAGAAAGAAGAAAAUGGAUUCAUUGUUUUGAAAAUGUCACUUCUAUUAUAUUUUUAGUAGCUUUAAGUGAAUAUGAUCAAAUUUUAUUUGAAUCUGAAAAUGAGAAUCGAAUGGAAGAAAGUAAAGCAUUAUUCAAAACAAUUAUAACAUAUCCAUGGUUUCAACAUUCUUCUGUUAUUCUAUUCUUAAAUAAGAAAGAUUUACUUGAAGAAAAAAUUAUGUACUCUCAUUUGGUUGAUUAUUUUCCUGAAUUUGAUGGACCACAAAGAGAAGCAACUGCUGCUAGAGAAUUUAUAUUGAGGAUGUUUGUUGACUUAAAUCCUGAUAGCGAGAAAAUCAUUUAUUCACAUUUUACAUGCGCCACAGAUACAGAAAAUAUCAGAUUUGUAUUUGCAGCAGUUAAGGACACAAUUCUACAAUCCAAUUUAAAAGAAUACAACUUGGUGUAGGUUACAUAAUUGAAAACCUCAAAUAGUUUUAUUUGUAUUUACAAUUGCCAAUGAUAAUAAUGGCUUAAAAAUGGACUUUAUUAAAUCACCAUCAUCCCUGAAUUUCAACUGAAUAAAGAAAAAGUUAAAAGAAGAAAAAACAAGUGCGAUAGAAUUAAUAAAACGAAAUAAAAAAAAAAAAUAAUAAUAAAUAAAAUAAAUACAAAAUUAUAUAGCACAAAAUAAUAAUAUUAAUAUUAAUAAUAAUUAAUAAAUAAAUAAUUAAUAUUAAUAAGAAACGAAAGAAAGAAAGAAAGAAAAAAAUAAUAAUUUGUUUGAUAAAUGUCUCGUGGUUCUCUUUACAUAAAUUUUCCACGAGUGUACCAAUUUUGUAGUUAGUUUAAAAGUAAAAAUUAAAUUUAUUAUUCCAGUGAAAUAAUUGAAAAAUGAUUUUUUUAAAAAAAAGGACCUAAAUUAAACGUUUGAAUAACGUUUAUUCCUUAAAUAUUUAACUGUCAACAAAAAAAAAAGUCACCAUCAUCUGAUUUUAUUAAUUUUCGUAUACUAUUUGUUGAAUUUGUUACAAAUUUUUUGUAGCUUAGUUUAGUCGACCAAGCCCGGCAAUUGACCGAUGAUUUUUAUAAAAAUAAUAGAAAAUAAUAUGAUGAUGAUGAUGAUGAUGAUGAUGAGGAAUUUAAAAAUUAAAUCAACAAAUUUAUUAUAUAUAAAUAAAUAAGUCAACAGAGGAGGAGUCAAAAAAAAAUAAUAAGAAAAUUAAAAAAAAAAAAAAAGUUUAUCGUCUUGAAUAUUAAGAGAAACAGAAAACAAAUGUGUUAUAUAAAAUUAAUUAAUUAAAAUUGAAUAAAAAGUGAGGUAAAUAUGUAUUUAAAAUUUAAAAAUAAUUCAAAAUGGGCAAAAAAAGUUUUUUAAUCACGAGAAAUAAAUUAAAAUGAAAAAAAAAAAAAAAAAAAAAAAAAGUCAGUGACACGAGUGAAAGAAAAUCUGUGCCAUUUACGUUGUGAUUUAUAAUUUUUUUUUUUUUUUUAAAUUAAUUAUUCCGUUGAUAUGUAAAUGCAAAAAGCCAAAGUGUUUUUUUGUUUUUAAUAUUUUAUUAUUUUUUUUUAAAUACUUUUAAAUAAAUGCAAAUUAAAAUUAUUAUUAUUAUUAUUUUUUUUUUUUGCAUGUAUUUCAAAAAAAGAAAAAAAAAAAAAAUCAGAAAUAAUCGUAUAAAUAUUGUUAUUAUGUAUAAUAUAUUUAAAAGAAAAAUCAUGAAAAAAAUAAAAAAAUAAAAAAAAAAAAAAACAAAAUAAAUAUUAAUGAAAAAAAAUAAAAUAAAUUAAACUCAACAUAGAAAUAGAAAAAUGAAAAAUAAAAAAAGCAGCAUCAAAAUUUAAAAAAAAUUAUAUUUAUGAAAAAUUGAUAAAUAACGAUUAUUGAAAUAUUAAAAUGAAAAAUCUCAUCAUGCGCCCAAGCAAAAAGAAAAAAUGAAAAUUUAGCAAAGACAUCUGGUUGAUGUGACUAGAUAAUUUGAAAAGGGUGAAAAAUGCCAGAUAUUAAAUUGUCAUUUGCCAUUUUUCACCUUUUUUUAUUUUUUAUUUAUUUUAAAAAAGAAAUUGUCGACGUGGUGCAAGGACAUUGAUUAUUAUCGCACAAAUAAUAAUAAUAAAUUUUCAAAAAAUCAUCACACAAAUUCACCCAACGAAAAUCAAAUUUUUAUCAUUGUCUCUCCUUCCUCUCUCUGUCUAUCUAUCUAUCUAUCUAUUUAUCUAUCUUUAUCUAAGUCGUUGCACUCACGUCGCGAUUGCAUUGCAAGUAAUAUGGGCUUUAAAUUAUUUUUUAUUUUAAAAUUAAAAAAAAUAAAAACAAUGUAUUUAAUAUUGGACAAAUGCAAUCUACAUUAUGUAAAGCCCAUGUUUCUUGUGUUAAAUUUUGUAUCCAUCACUAAAGUGUAUGUAUGAAUGAAUGAAUUUACGAAUGCAUGUAUUAUAAAUCAACUGCUCACUGCCUGCGCGCUGCCCAAUCUCAAAAUGACAUUAUUUAAUUUAAUCAUUUUUUUUAAAAUGCGCAUACAGAGAACACAUAAAGUUUAUUUACAAAACAAACAAACUUAAAUUAUUUGUCAGUCAUUUUUUUUGUUUUUUAAUUUAACAUACAUGUUAAUGACAAAUUAAUUCAUUAAUUAUUGUACUGAUAUGUAGUGCAAUAUUCACUGCUACAAAAUAUAACGCACACCGGGCAGCAUUUAUAUAAAAGAAAAAAAAAAAAUUAAAAAGUAUACAAAUAAUACAUUUAAUAA